AAAUAAAGACCGUAGUCGCAUUUCAGUGGAUGUCUGUGCUGGUAUUAAAAUCGGAUACUGCAGGUAUUCUGAAAUGGAAAAGAAUUCUGUGGGAGAGAAUCACUGUCGGCGGAGGAUUACAAUUCAAAUUAUAGUGGAUUUUAUCAUUUGGCUUGCAGUAUCUUUGCCAGUUGUAUACCUAUUUCUGAAUGGGAAACCUUAUCAGACUGGAUUUUUCUGUGACGAUGAAGCUCUCAGUUAUCCUUCUAGACCAGACAGCGUUUCAACACCCGUACUAAUAGCUGCCGGGUUAACACUGUCAGUUUUACUGGUGGCUCUUGUCGAAGUUUUAAAUUUUCUGGACAACGAAUGUCGACGACCAUGCCAGCGUACAAGCGAUAUUUUAUUCUGUGUGAAAAGUUACUUAGUAUUCAUGGUUGGAAUUCUCGUUCAAGAAUUAGUUGUCGAUGUUGUGAAAAACAAAAUGGGUGUGUUAAGACCUAACUUUUUUGACGUUUGCAAGCCACAGUUUAACAGGACCUUAUGCCCUGGGUACAUACUUGAAUAUAAGUGUACAGGAAAUGAGCAGCACGAUAAGGAACUUAGAAGCAGCCGACAGUCUUUUCCUUCCGGUCACUCAGCAUUUUCAAUGUAUAUAGCUAUUUAUUUUUGUAUUUACAUACAAAAUCGUUUGCAGAUAAGAUUUUCAAGCAUAUUUAAAUUCUUUCUGCAAUCUGGUCUUAUAUUUAUGGCAUUGCUCUGUGGGCUUGGGCGUAUCAAAGACAACAAGCAUCAUCCUUCGGACAUCAUUGCAGGGUUUAUGUUGGGAGUUAUUGUUGCUGUAUUCGUGCACCUAAUGAUUGGGAUGAAAAUUGUGACAACAGAUAAGAAUUCAUUACAAGAGCUGAAUAAAUCACCCGACUGUUGUUGCACUUGUGAACAGUCUCCUGACAUCGAUCAACAUACUCCAGCACCAUUGUUACAAAAUGAGUUCUUCCAGGAAAGUGCACGUAAUUCAUCUUCUUCAAAACUUCUAAUGCUUCAAAUUAAUAGCGGACAUAUGCCAGAGUCAAUGACGUCAGAAAUAGUUUGACGGAGUUGGUUUUAGUAGCUCCGCGAGAUACAAGCUUCAAAAUAAAAGGCGACGUGGGAACAGUACAUGUGAUUGAUUAUUGAGGACGUUCUUGUUGUUCUUGAAAUAAAAUUUUGAAAUGUG
This is a messenger RNA of Mercenaria mercenaria, 1195 nucleotides long. Its product is annotated as phospholipid phosphatase 1-like. The transcript is spliced from 6 exons. NCBI's taxonomy places the organism in Eukaryota, Metazoa, Mollusca, Bivalvia, Venerida, Veneridae. Gene Ontology annotation, biological process: phospholipid dephosphorylation; signal transduction; phospholipid metabolic process. Gene Ontology annotation, molecular function: phosphatidate phosphatase activity. Bases 74 to 1072 code for a protein of 332 amino acids. The record is from RefSeq and is a predicted model, not a curated record.